Messenger RNA from Phaeoacremonium minimum UCRPA7, 1014 nucleotides. RefSeq names its product putative c2h2 type zinc finger containing protein. The coding region runs from base 1 to 1014 and encodes 337 amino acids. The transcript is spliced from 2 exons. The record is from RefSeq and is a predicted model, not a curated record. NCBI's taxonomy places the organism in Eukaryota, Fungi, Ascomycota, Sordariomycetes, Togniniales, Togniniaceae.
AUGGGUACCGAACCAAAUGAUUCAGAGUUGCAGAAGCAAGCCCGCAUCAUUGUCUACGAGUCUGACAGCGGGAAACAGACCGCUGCGGACAACGAGGACUGGCUCAAUGCCUUCAAGUCCCGUCAUCUUUACCCAGCAACUGGUUCUUCGGUAUCGUCGAUACCAAGCGACUCACUACUCGCAUUAGAGUCAACUUUGGCCAAUGCCAAUCAUGGGGGCAUGAAGACUACAUUCCUCUCCACCCUACCCAAUAAUUGCUAUGAAAACUCUAUUGACGAUCCAUGGAAUCAGACAGCCGCUGACAAUGCGGAAUGGCUCCGGCGAUUCAAGCGUGAUGCAGGUCUAAUAACAGAGGAUGAUGGACCAGGGUUGCCUGUCGGCACGCAGUGGAAUCUGGCACAAGGCGGCUCCGGAUUUGCGCCUCCUUAUGUCUUCCCCAAGGGACAAAUGACACCUUUUACCGGUGACAAGGUGUCAAUAACACUGAACCUUGAUGACCGUCCCCAGGACUUUGAAGCCGAGGCUAGCACUGCAAACAAGUACUUGAAUUCAAUCACGAAACGUUAUCCGGCCCCUGCCGUGGUAUUCUGCAGUCGUGAGCUGGAAAAUGGCCUUGUGGAAUUUGCGACUUCUAAAUGGGCAAUGUCUGGUUCGCUACCGACGGACGAAGCUUUCCGUGCGAAGGCUCGUGGAAUUCUGAAGCUGAACGUCACCGCGGCCGAUGACCCGGUGUUGUUAGAGAAGUUUAAGACUAUGAUGCUUGGAAGACUGGGCCUCACUCAGCCAGCUUCUUCAGUGGGGACAACUGGUCUGGCCAUGGAGGGCAUCGUAGAGGAAUCGCCCGUCACCAACACCGUGAGCGCCGCGGGCGCUUCGGAAAUGAGCCCUGGAGCUCUGAAUCUAGAUGUGAAUGUGUCAGAGAGUGAGAUGAAUGAUAUUCUCAAAGACAUGAGCUAUGAAUUCACACAUGGGGGCGAUUUGAUGGUGGACGGCGGCGGUAACAUGCUGAUCUAG